GCGAGUUCAUUUCGCAUUUCGAAUUUCGUUCGGUUCUUUAGUUUGUAAAAGACGCGCGAACGGCGUGGACGCUACACGCGGCCAUUUUAAAAUUUCGAAAUAAAAAUAAGAGCAUACUCUUUUGAGUAAAAAGUGACUUAGUUCUACUUUUCAUUCACGAUUUUCAACUCGUCGGAAUAAACCCUUCGAAUUAUUAUUUCAUAACACUGAAUUAUUUUGAGUUCUUUUCUAAAUUAAAUAAUUUUUGUUGACAUUUUUGGGGUACCAAAAUUUUUCGGUUGUUUCCUAAAAUAUUAAUGUAAAACUGCUAUGGCGAACAUGUUACUAGUCGUCUUAGUUCUGCCAUUGCUGUCAUCUUGCUUGGCGUACUCCGGUCCAGAAUUGCUCAACGGCCGGUACUGCGCCGCGCGUCCAGACGAUAAUAAAUGCUGCUACAAUCGAAAAGACGAUUGCUCAGUGCCGAUAUUGGGUACUCUCUGCUAUUGCGACGAGUUCUGUGAUCACACAAGGCACCACGACGACUGCUGUCCCGAUUACAAGAAAGUAUGCAGCCCACCUCAGAUAACCUCAGUAUCGUGCGAAUACGAGCAACAGACUUAUGCACCGGACGAUCAAGUUAACAAAGGCUGCAAUCUGUGUACAUGUAAAGUCGAUAAUGACAACAACGCGUAUUGGUCGUGCACUCAAGACACGUGCAUGAUGAGCGAGGACCUGGUGAACGACGUUAACCAACAAGGGACCACUUGGAGAGCUACAACCUACCCCGAGUUCAACGAGAAGAAACUCAAAGACGGACUAAUAUAUAAACUUGGAACAUUCCCGUUGAACGUGACCGUUAUCAGCUACAGCAAGGACGGCCAGUAUCCAGAUGAGUUUGACGCCAGACGAGAAUGGUACGGAUACAUCAGUCCCAUCGCCGACCAGGGCUGGUGCGGGUCUGAUUGGGCCGUGUCCAUUGCCAGCAUUGUCGGCGAUAGAUUUUCGAUUCAAUCUUUUGGAACUGAAAACGUAAGGAUGAGCUCUCAGACACUCCUCUCUUGUCAUUUGAAAGGCCAGCGUGGUUGCAACGGCGGUAACCUGGACAUCGCUUUUGACUUUGUCAAGACACACGGCUUGGUCAGCGAGCAGUGUUUCCCUUACGAAGGCGCUGUCACUCAAUGUAGAAUAGGCAAUGACUGCCGGCGCUACAGAGUCGGAGUUCCCUUCAGCAUCAGCAAAGAAGAAGACAUCAUGUACGACAUCAUGACUUCGGGACCUGCGCUGGGUAUAAUGACGGUGUACCAAGAUUUCUUCCACUACCGAGAAGGUAUAUAUCGUCACACCAGGCACGGGGAUCAGCAGAUGCGCGGCCUCCACAGCGUGAGGAUCGUGGGUUGGGGAGAGGACGCCGAAGAUAAAUAUUGGAUCGUGGCCAACAGCUGGGGAACGUCGUGGGGCGAGAAGGGCUAUUUCCGCAUCGCCCGCGGCCACAGCGGCACCGGCAUUGAGUCCUCUGUACUCACCGUCCUCCCUUACGUGAGCUAACCUGAUGAAACACCCAAUCACAUGAUAACACUAUUGUGUUAUCACUAAAAAUCCACAUUCGUUUCGUCUUGAAUUCUACCAAGGGUUUGACUGGCAACACUAGUUGUCAAAAACUUAGGUUAUGAUAAAAAAUAAUAAUUGUGAAAUGAAAAAAACUUUUGAAUCUCUGCAAAGUUUUGAUUACUUUUAUUCUAAUACAAAACAAUUUUUUUUACCUACUUUAAUAAAUAUUGAUGUCUGGAUUUUAAACGUUUUAAGCUCAGGACAAGAUAGUAAAAGUUUCUUAUUAAUUAUCCAUUCUCACCCCAUCCAUUGAUACAAUGAAGGUAUUUUUUUAUUACGAAUUAACUGCUUCUCAUUUAUAAAAGUAUUUUCUUUAACUAAGUAACUAAAGAAAAAAGUUU
Molecule: messenger RNA, 1928 nt
Organism: Bombyx mandarina (wild silkworm)
Lineage: Eukaryota; Metazoa; Arthropoda; Insecta; Lepidoptera; Bombycidae
Gene: Swim
Product: Secreted Wg-interacting molecule
Biological process (GO): proteolysis
Molecular function (GO): cysteine-type peptidase activity
Source: RefSeq, a predicted model, not a curated record